Molecule: messenger RNA, 276 nt
Organism: Aureobasidium vineae
Lineage: Eukaryota; Fungi; Ascomycota; Dothideomycetes; Dothideales; Saccotheciaceae
Source: the annotation of a GenBank genome assembly
AUGGCAUCCCCAGGCAACAAAAUCGAAGCCUGGUCCCCGAACNCCUUCACCCACGCACCCAAUGCAGACGCCACAAACACCCGCACAAUGACAUCUCCACAAGCAAUCGCCGCGAGAGAGAAAUCGGCAGCGGUAAUGGCAGCGCUCAAAAAGGGUGACGCGGGUGAAGCAGACAGAUUGAUGGGCAAGCAGGAGAAAUAUGAUAGUUUGGUGCCUGGUAUCGCGAAACUGAAAAACAAGUUCCUGGGGAGUAAGAAGGAAGAGAACAAAAUCUAG